AUGCGUUUUGAGCCAUUAAUUCACACGGCUCUUGUUGUUUUUAUCAUCAACGUAAAUGCCUCGGAUGAUGAAGAACGUCUUAUGGUGGACGUAUUUCGCGGUUACAACUCACUGAUCCAACCGGUACAAAACAUCUCUGAAAUACCGAUUAUCGUCAAAAUGGCGCUACAAUUAGUGUUGCUCAUUAAUGUGGACGAAAAAGAUCAAGUGAUGCACACUAAUGUUUGGCUAACACUGAAAUGGCAUGAUUUUCAAAUGCGUUGGAAUCCAGUGAACUAUGGUGAAAUUCGUGAGAUACGCGUUUCACCGGAUAAAGUUUGGCUGCCGGACAUCGUUCUUUUCAAUAACGCUGAUGGCAACUACGAGGUAUCAUUCAUGUGCAAUGUUGUUAUAAACUAUCUUGGUGAGAUGUUAUGGGUGCCGCCAGCGAUCUAUAAAAGUUCCUGUAUCAUCGACGUAGAAUUCUUUCCUUUCGAUGAACAAGUUUGUACACUCGUAUUUGGAUCAUGGACGUACAAUGAGAAUGAGAUAAAGCUCGAUUUUGAUCAAGCCGAAUGGGUGGAUCUAUCCGAAUAUGCGCCAUCUUCCAUAUGGGAUGUGAUGGAUGCUCCCGCGUCACUAGUAAAUAAACGAAGUCGAAUUGAAUUUCAAGUUAGAAUACGACGAAAAACUUUGUUCUACACUGUGGUGCUUAUUAUACCUACGGUACUUAUGGCUUUCCUGAGUAUGGCUGUGUUCUUCUUGCCAACAGAUUCAGGAGAAAAAAUGACGUUAACAAUUUCUGUUCUCUUAUCUAUUGUUGUAUUUUUGCUACUUGUGUCGAAGAUUCUACCGCCUACGUCAAGUACCAUACCACUAAUGGCAAAGUACUUGCUCCUAACUUUUGUGCUCAACGUGAUCACCAUCUUGGUUACUGUAAUCAUCAUUAAUGUCUACUUCCGUGGACCAACAACUCAUCGAAUGCCGGCAUGGGUGCGAAAACUCUUCUUAGAGUGGAUGCCUUGCGUUAUGUGCAUGCAACGACCGAAAUCGGCUUCACGAAAGUUGUUGACUAGUCAGAAGAGGGGCGUCGCUCAACUUCCAGGAUUGGGGCAAUUCACCUUCAAUCCAGCCACACAUCAUCCGUUUUGUCCUAGUGCCGAUGAUAGGACCGCCACCAUGAAAGUACUGAAUAGUUCAACGGAAAUACCUAGAGAUCCAGUAACGGCGGCAUACUAUCCGCUAUCUCCGGAUGCUUUGAGAGCGAUAGACGCUAUCGAAUACAUUACUGAUCAUUUGAAACAAGAUGAGGAAUAUAAAAUGUAUCGAGAUGACUGGAAAUACGUGGCAAUGAUUAUCGAUCGAUUGCUGCUCUACGUCUUUUUUGGCAUUACUGUUGGUGGUACAUGUGGAAUACUUUUCAGUGCACCGUACGUCUUCCAAGUUGUUAACCAACGAGAAGUGCUCCAGAGACUCAUCGAUUUAUACAAGAGUGGAGGAAGUCGGAGCUAA
Necator americanus (New World hookworm) is the source of this 1491-nucleotide messenger RNA. RefSeq lists its product as uncharacterized. Gene Ontology annotation, cellular component: synapse; postsynaptic membrane; neuron projection. Gene Ontology annotation, molecular function: acetylcholine-gated monoatomic cation-selective channel activity; transmembrane signaling receptor activity. Bases 1 to 1491 code for a protein of 496 amino acids. The transcript is spliced from 15 exons. NCBI's taxonomy places the organism in Eukaryota, Metazoa, Nematoda, Chromadorea, Rhabditida, Ancylostomatidae. Gene Ontology annotation, biological process: regulation of membrane potential; signal transduction; chemical synaptic transmission. The record is from RefSeq and is a predicted model, not a curated record.